CUUUCUCGGUCGACUAGGUAAGAUAAGGACGAGGCGGACAAACGGACUGACGAAGGUGGCCAAGGUAGGGGAUAUUCAGUCUCGCGGCCACGUGCUACACGAGCGCACGCCCCGAGCCGGCCGGUGGUCCAGCCACGACUCCGUCCUCUUCUUCUUCGUCCCGUUUUGUCCCACGCUUUCUCCUUCUUCCCUCAUUCCAUUCUUCUUUUCGUACAACACCUCUCGACAUCACCACCGUGUGCCUCUCCCUCUUUCUCUCUCUCUCUCUCUCUCUCUCUCUUUUCGUCACGUUUCCACUUUAUUCUCCAUUUCUCUCUCCGUCUCUCCCAGAGUUUUUCUCCCUCGUCUCGUUUUAGUCGACUUUUUUUUCUCGCGUCUCCGUCGCGUACGGACAGUCACCGUCGCUUCCAAGCGUGUUUCGCGUCCGAGAGUCUCGCGUGAGUGUCGCCCGCCAGCGGAUUCCCAGUGGACGCGGCUCGAGCGCGCCUCGCGGCCCCGGCUAAUCGCGGGAACGCUCGAGCUACCAGCGCCUCGUCAACCUCGCCGACACCUUCGACAGUCACAAUUUCGUUUCGUCCUCGUUGCUUCCAUCCGCAAGUACCGAGAGUUCGUAGCUCCGAGAGAUGUACUGAAGUUUGGUGAACGCGAGUGUGUGUGUGUGUGUGUGUGUGUGUGUGUGUGUGUAUAAAUACGAUACGAAGGAUACGAAGCUUCGAUGGCAGCUGCGGAGAUGAUCGGACGGUACGGUGUCGUGCGAGCAGACACACGGCCAACUGUUAAUUUCGUACUCUAACACGACGCGCUGCUGGAAGAACAAAGUCUUGUGACAGGAGAAUACAGGAGAAUACACCAGUGAAACUCUUCGCUCGUUGUCCCGUUAGCCGAUGGUACGUGCAAUCAACUCGUUCGAUGAUCGUGAAACGAAAGUUUGUCGUCGAUGGGCUCGCGAAGGAUUUGAGCAGGAAGAAUAUGUGGCCGAAUAUCGAGUACUGGUCGAUAUUCGGCGAUCCGUGGUGAUUGUGAUCGCUUCGAGACAUCGAGUUGUGCGCCGAGAGGCAUGUCUGACCACCAAGGGGAGAUUCUACUUGUCGCGCGAACCGAGUAUUGACGUGCGUGUGUCCAAGGAACAUCGGACGUUCUUCGUCCAGCUGUGUACGAACUAGUGAACUUUAGAGAAUAGUGCUGUCUUCUACACGCCAGUUCGGCUUCCACGCGAGUUUUUAUUUCUCUUUUAAAUUCCUUCACUUCUGUCUACGUUUGACAUGGCGUUUUUUGUUCUCGUUCAUUUUUAGCGACUUACAUUCACGACGCGGUGUCGACGAAGCUGGAGGAAACGUAGCUGAGGUCCCCCUGAGGUGGUCCACGGCUGCACCGGCCGAGGAGGAUAAUCGUGAGAAUCCACGGUGGCCCAGGAAAUUUUCGACAGCGUCGGCGCUUGUAAGACACGCACGAAAAUGUUGGGUCGCGACAUCGAACACGGAACAGACGGCUCGAGGGACCGGCGCGAACGGUUUGCAUCGAGAGAUUAAAGAAACAUCGAAUGGACGUGGGCGAUUUGUCGAGCUCGGCAGGAUUGGCUGGGAGCGGAUCCAUCCCUGUAGCAACGGGUGUUGGUAUCAUUACAAGUACGACAUCCGCCACCGCGGGGUGGUGGACGCCUACAUCGACGAUCGCCACCGCAGCGGCCAACACCGACGUGAUGAAUCAGCUCUGCAGGGUCUGCGGAGAGCCGGCCGCGGGUUUUCACUUCGGGGCCUUCACGUGCGAAGGUUGCAAGUCGUUCUUCGGGCGAACUUACAACAACCUCGGCAGCAUCUCCGAGUGCAAGAACGGCGGCGUGUGCGUGAUCAACAAGAAGAACCGCACCGCGUGCAAGGCUUGCCGGCUGAGGAAGUGUCUGAUGGUGGGUAUGUCGAAGUCGGGCUCCCGCUACGGACGCCGCUCCAACUGGUUCAAAAUCCACUGCCUCCUCCAGGAACAGUCGCACCAGGCGCAGACGCGCCUCAUCAAGGACCCCAAGUCCGCGUACGAGAAGGCGUUCGGCUCGUUGGACGUGGCCAACAACAACAACAACAACAACAAUAACGAGAACCCCCCCGGCGCUACCAGCGCUACCAACGUGAUGGGUAUAGUGACGACGACAACCACCACCGCCAACAGUUACCAUCACCACCACCACCACCACCAUCACCAGCACCAUCAUCAGGACAGGUUCCCGAAAAGGGACGACCUGAGGCCGCAGGACAUUCCCGCUCAGUUGAGGGCGCCCGACAUUCCGACGGCGAGAGUCAGCCAGGAUCCUCUCCUGAGGCCGGUGGAUCUGGUGAGGGCGCCUCACGAACUGCUCAGGCCGGAAGUGUCCAGGUUCCCCAUGUGGAGAGGGCCGCCGUUCUUCCACCCGGCUCUGUCGCACAUGCAGAUCAUCAACACGCCGUUCUUCCCGUUUCAACAACGGUUCAUCCUCCCCUACGUGAACCAGGUUGGCACGCCGCCGAUGAUCGCCAGCCUGACGAGCUCGUCGAGCGACAGCGUGAGCCCGAGGUCGACGCCGUCGCCGAAACGGGACGACGACAACGGGAGCGGGAACCGCGACGAGUGCAGAGGCGCGGACGGAAGUUGCGGACAGAAGAAUCAGAUCGAGGCGUACGACAAGAGCCUGGCGUUUCUGCGUUCAUUGGGCCCGGAGCAGGAGGAGCCGAUCGAUUUGAGCAUGAAGCCCGGCACAAAGUUGGACGGGCUAGAGGGGACGGACGCGACCGGCGGAGGUAGCACGGAGGAGGAGAGGUCGACCGACAGCGAGGACAACGAGCUGCUGCAGGACACAGGGCCGCCCCUCGAUCUUACUAGAAAAACGUGACCCCGCACGCGGGGGUCAGCUCGCGGGCAGCUUUCGACAGGAACUGGACUCUGGUUGAUGCGUUGAAUCGUCGCUCGGAGGAUUACCAGGCAGCUCCCUCGCGACGAGGAGACGACUUACGAUCUUACGUUUGUCAGACACGACUCGCACACGGGGUGUGACCUCGCGAAGACGAGAGGAUGGAAGGAUGGAACGUCGAUCUCGUCGAGACACGAACGAACGAACGAAGACGUUGGUAAAAUGCUGAAGGAAUCGAGUGAAAUAAUGGGAAAAUAAUAGCGCGGAUGAAAAGGCGAGACAUCUGGUAUGAGAGACGACAGGGUGGACGAGCGAAGUAAUGGAUGAUGGACAGCGGCAGGCAGUAGGAAAAGCACGUAGGAAGAGCGGACGUCGCCAGCCCUUGUGUGUUGCACGAAUGACUUUACGAUCGGCGAUCGGAUCGACGUAAAAUUGCUCAAGCCCUCGAUAUUAGCCGACAGACGUACACGGCUCCCUUUGGCUUCGCCAGGUGUUCGUUGACAGAGUGGCCGAAGAUAGGCUCGAUACAUCCUUUCGUAGCCGGACGAACGAUUGUGUGCCUUAACCGAUGCCUUUCAGCUCUCGUAAACGUUCGAAUGCACGAGAGGGAGAGUAUAUGAGAAAGAGAGAAUGAGACAGAGAGAGAGAGAGAGAGAGAGAGAGAGAGAGAGAGAGAGCCAGUAAAAACCACGUGAUAAUUUAACGUUGAGUAAUAACGUGUAACAAGUACGUACGUAGACACGAACACAUGUAUGUAUCAUGUCGUGUCCGUGUGAUGCGUUCGACAUCAUUUUUUGUUUUUUUUCUUCUUCUUUCGCGUUUGGAGAAUCGCGAGACGGGUGAGUGAGGGUGUCCGAGAGGAACGAAAGCUUUUACCUUUACCGUGAUAUCUCUCGACGCUCGGGAAUGGCCAGUGUUUCAUUAAGCCGCAUCGAGAUUUCUUUUAUUUAUGCCGAGUCUUUUUAUUUAACGCGAUUUUAAUUAUUCAGUCAGUCUGUCUCGCGGAUAUACCUCGGUGUGGAGGCGCCCUUUUCCUUCCGUGGCCGCCCAUUCGGCUGAUAAUGGAUCGACGACAAACGCAACGCGGUCUCCGUUUCUCUCUGCGUUUACUCUCGAGUAUUGUAUUUGAUUGCAAGAUUGUAAUGGAGACUACAGUGUAAAUUGCGCGGAGAAAAACAAAAACGUCACGAGGCUGAAGGAAGGGGGAACUGGUCGAUGACGAUUGCAUGAUCACGCGUGUUCAAACGCACCGAGUGUUCAGCGGAAAAAAAAAAAAAAAAAAAAUACGAAGUAAAAUAAAGAAUAAAUGUGUAGCCAAUACUGUGGCGCCUU
Molecule: messenger RNA, 4207 nt
Organism: Frieseomelitta varia
Lineage: Eukaryota; Metazoa; Arthropoda; Insecta; Hymenoptera; Apidae
Exons: 4
Coding region: 1541-2857 (438 amino acids)
Biological process (GO): regulation of DNA-templated transcription
Molecular function (GO): sequence-specific DNA binding; DNA-binding transcription factor activity; zinc ion binding
Source: RefSeq, a predicted model, not a curated record